Messenger RNA from Ascochyta rabiei, 999 nucleotides. RefSeq lists its product as uncharacterized. The transcript is spliced from 2 exons. Lineage: Eukaryota; Fungi; Ascomycota; Dothideomycetes; Pleosporales; Didymellaceae. The record is from RefSeq and is a predicted model, not a curated record. Bases 1 to 999 code for a protein of 332 amino acids.
AUGACGAUGCCCGUGAUCCAUGACCAGCUUCACGAUCAGUCCUACGGUGAUCGAUUAAGUCUUCUCGCACACGUUGCUAAUCAGCCUCAAAAUCAAGAUCUCGCCACUCAUGCGUUCGAAUACCCGUUGAUCCCAAAUCAGUUUUACGAGGAACAGAGCCUAGGUACGUCGAGUAUGGUGUUCGAUUCGCAACCGCCACCAUAUGCUCUGACCGAGCUCGAUGAAGCACAAGUGCUGCACGAUGCACAGUUCUUACUGCAAUACUUCCGGGAUACCAUUGUCCCACAUUUUGGACCAGUGCCUAUGACCUCUAAAUCGCCUUGGGAAACGCUUAACUGGAGCAACGCUGUGCAGACCUAUGCUGAGUUGACGUGGCUUUGUAACCCAAAUGUCAGACACGCUAACAAAGCGAAUUUGUUCGUCCUCCUGGGUUGUUCUGCUCACAUGGUGGCAAGGGCGCCACCGUCAUCAGGCGAUUUGGACCCCAAGACAUCUAUGCAAAUCCUUGGGUAUGUCUCCAAACGAGCGAAACGACACAUGCAAGAGUCUUUGAGGUUAGAGACUUCUGGUGACGGGAAAGCAAAGUAUAAAGACCAACUAAUGGCUAUCUUCAGCCUCAUAGCGCUUGCUACCGAAACUGGCAAUGUAGUAGAUGUUAGAUGCUACUUGAUAGAUGCCGAACGUCUCGUGAGAUUGCGAGGCAUCACAAAGCACAAAGCUUCCCGCAGAGCUCGGCUUUUACAUCACGUGUAUACAUGGCUCCGCAUCAUUGGGAAGAAUACGUUUGUUCUGCAUGACCACAAAAACCCUCUAUUGCAGGGCAAGAUCGAAAGAACGUUCCGCAAUAAAACCUCUGCUCCUGUCAUCGGCUCAUGUGAAGCCGGUCAAGACGUCACUGCGUCGCACAAACACUCCCAAUUAGGCGACUUCCUUCGUAUAAAAUCGCAUGGUACAGAUAGCGACGAUGAAGCUGAGGCACAUAAAGACCAUGAGACCUGA